Molecule: messenger RNA, 5919 nt
Organism: Aspergillus terreus NIH2624
Lineage: Eukaryota; Fungi; Ascomycota; Eurotiomycetes; Eurotiales; Aspergillaceae
Product: Arf family guanine nucleotide exchange factor SEC7
Exons: 6
Coding region: 1-5919 (1972 amino acids)
Biological process (GO): regulation of ARF protein signal transduction
Molecular function (GO): guanyl-nucleotide exchange factor activity
Source: RefSeq, a predicted model, not a curated record
AUGGCGGAAGUAGAGAAUGGCUCGGUUCAUGAGCCAUCCCAAACAGAAAACAAGGAGAACAGUGUCGACGUAUCCACGCACCCCGAGUCCCCCGAAAUUGCUCCCGAGGACAAACCGGCCUUGCCAGAUGAAUCGGAACGUCAACGAAUUGAAGUCAGUGAAGUGACAGACGAUACCGAAGCACAGAAGGAAUUGGACGCUGCCGGUCUACCUCCGAGUCCUCCGACUGUUGCCGUCGAGCCCGCAGGGUCAGGAAAUGAGCCCGAAUCCCAGGCGCAUGAAACGGAGGGUGAUGCCGACAACUCCCCAGAAGCACAGGACCCUGCAGCUGAGAAGGACACGGCAGGCGACAGGACCGAUGCGAGCUCCAUACCCCCACAAGAAGAGCCUGUCCCAGAUGUUCGACUGCGCUCGGAUUCGAGAUCCACGACAGCUACAUUUGCUACGCAUCGGUCCGUCACUGUGAGCUCGACAGUUUUCAUUGUGACCGCUCUUGAUACAAUCGGACAAUCUAGGGAGGCGAAGAAGAGUAAGGAACUGGAUGAUGCCGUCAAGAAUGCCCUCACAAAUGUCAAACAAUCGGAUCGGGAACCCAUUGAUCCCGAGAUCAUCUUCCGUCCUCUUCAUCUCGCAACAAAGAGCUUCAGCAUUCCACUUCAGGUCACUGCGCUGGACUGUAUUGGAAAGCUAAUUACCUACUCCUACUUCGCCUUCCCGUCGACUCAGGCUCCGGAGGCCCAGGGCACACCGGAACAGAUCCCCUUGAUCGAGCGUGCCAUCGAUGCAAUUUGUGACUGUUUUGAAAACGAAGCCACGCCGAUUGAAAUUCAGCAGCAAAUUAUCAAAUCUCUUCUCGCGGCGGUGCUAAACGACAAGAUCGUGGUCCAUGGAGCGGGUCUCCUGAAGGCCGUUCGCCAAAUUUAUAACAUCUUCAUAUACUCCAAAUCGAGUCAGAACCAGCAAAUUGCCCAGGGAUCUCUGACGCAGAUGGUCAGCACGGUCUUUGACAGAGUUCGAGUACGGCUGGAUCUUAAGGAGCUGCGUCUCCGCGAAGGUGAAAAGGGGCAGGGUGGUUCUUCCGACAAUGUGACUCUCGAGCAGGGUGACAACCCCCAGGCAAAUGAGGAGGAUCCCGCGUCCGAUGCUGCCUCUGCUGCAGUGUCAGACCAACCGGUUACGAAAGAGCCUAUCGAGAAGCUCACGUUACAGAGCUUCGAGUCCAGCAAGGACGUCGCUUCUGUCCAUGACAAUGCCCCUACCACCGUUACUCGCGCCAAGUUAGACCAGACUCCGGCACGACCCUCGUCUGGUAUCUCCGGAGAGGACACCGAUCCUGCGGAAGACGACGACGAUGAAGUCUAUGUCAAGGAUGCUUUUCUGGUUUUCCGAGCUUUGUGCAAGCUGAGCCACAAGAUUCUCAGUCAUGAGCAGCAGCAGGAUCUGAAGUCCCAAAAUAUGAGGUCCAAACUCUUGUCGUUGCAUCUCAUCCAUAAUCUCAUCAACAACCAUGUCUCCACUUUCACGUCUCCGCUCCUGACGAUCAAGCAAAGCUCCAACAGCUCGGAAUCCAUGACCUUCCUACAAGCUGUUCGCCCACACUUAUGUCUCAGUCUCAGCCGGAAUGGUUCCAGCUCAGUGCCCCGUGUGUUUGAAGUCUGCUGCGAGAUUUUCUGGCUCAUGCUCAAACAUAUGAGAGUCAUGAUGAAGAAAGAGCUCGAAGUGUUCCUGAAGGAGAUUUAUCUAGCGAUUUUGGAGAAGCGGAAUGCUCCCGCAUUCCAGAAGCAGUAUUUCAUGGAAGUGCUAGAAAGACUAGCAGACGAUCCUCGCGCUCUCGUGGAGAUGUAUCUCAACUAUGACUGCGAUCGGACGGCUUUGGAGAAUAUCUUCCAAAACGUCAUCGAACAACUUUCCAGAUAUGCGAGCAUCCCGGUCUCUGUGAAUGCAGUGCAGCAACAACAAUACCAAGAACAUCAUACGAAGAUCUCACGCACGGGCAGAGAUUGGCAUCAGCGCGGCACUCUCCCUCCAUCCCUCACGACCGCGAAUGUUUCCAAUAUCCAACAAACAAUCUUGCAGGGGGUACCUUCAGAAUAUGUCCUGAAGAAUCAAGCGGUUGAGUGCUUGGUGGAGAUUCUGCAAUCUUUGGAUAACUGGGCAUCGCAACGCAUAGCCGAUCAAAUGCCGGUUCCUAACAUACCGUCGCAUAAGUCGAUGGAUAACUCCAGAGAGUCUCUCGACACGAACGCAGGCAUGUAUUUGGCCUCGCCGCGCGUUGAAGGCGCUGACAGCACUGGGCGCUCCACCCCCGUGGCCGAAGAUGACCCAAGCCAGAUGGAGAAGGUCAAGCAAAGAAAGAUCGCCCUGACAAAUGCUAUCCAGCAAUUCAAUUUCAAGCCUAAACGGGGAAUCAAGCUUUUUGUUAAGGAAGGUUUCGUACGCUCGGAGUCGCCCGAAGACCUCGCAGCAUUUUUGUUCAGAAACGAACGCUUGGACAAAGCAAUGAUUGGAGAGUAUCUCGGCGAAGGGGACGCUGAAAACAUCGCCAUCAUGCACGCUUUUGUCGACAUGAUGGACUUUGCCAAGCGACGCUUCGUAGAUGCUCUCCGCCAGUUCUUGCAGCAUUUCAGAUUGCCUGGCGAGGCUCAGAAAAUUGAUCGUUUCAUGCUCAAGUUUGCGGAGCGCUACGUCACUCAGAACCCCAAUGCGUUUGCUAACGCUGAUACUGCAUACGUCCUCGCAUACUCCGUCAUUAUGCUGAACACGGAUCAACAUAGCUCGAAGGUCAGACGUCGCAUGACCAAGGAGGAUUUCAUUAAAAACAACCGAGGCAUCAAUGACAACCAGGAUUUGCCUGAUGAAUAUCUUGGGUCUAUUUUUGAUGAGAUUGCGUCGAAUGAGAUCGUUCUCGACACGGAAAGAGAGCAAGCAGCCAACCUUGGAAUCCCUACAGCUGCCCCUGUCGGCUUGGCAUCCAGGGCUGGUCAGGUUUUCGCAACCGUAGGCAGGGACAUCCAAGGCGAGAAGUAUGCUCAAGCCUCUGAAGAAAUGGCCAACAAGACAGAGCAGCUAUAUCGCAGUCUAAUUCGAGCCCAGCGGAAGACCGCUGUGAAGGAGGCUUUGUCGCGAUUUAUUCCGGCAACGUCAGUCCGACAUGUCGGUUCUAUGUUCAACGUCACUUGGAUGUCUUUCCUUUCCGGCCUGUCUGCCCCGAUGCAAGACACCCAAAACUUGGAGGUCAUCAAGCUUUGUAUGGAGGGUAUGAAGCUUGCCAUCCGUAUUAGCUGCUCUUUCGACUUGGAGACCCCCCGUGUCGCCUUCGUGACAGCCUUGGCCAAAUUCACAAAUCUGGGAAAUGUCAGAGAGAUGGUGGCCAAGAACGUGGAGGCUCUGAAAGUACUGCUCGAUGUGGCGCUUUCGGAAGGAAACUACCUCAAGGGCUCUUGGCGAGAAAUUCUUACUUGUGUCAGCCAACUUGAUCGACUCCAGCUUUUGAGCGACGGUGUCGAUGAAGGAUCAUUACCUGACGUUUCCCGAGCUCGCAUCGUCUCCCAGGCAUCUUCGGAUGGGUCUCGCAGGUCUAUCCAGAGUACAAGGCGUCCUCGGCCCCGCUCCGUGAAUGGUCCUACUGCCUUCCGCACGGAGGUGGCCAUGGAAAGCCGGUCGGCGGAGAUGAUAAGAGGUGUGGAUAGAAUCUUCACCAAUACAGCCAAUCUCUCCCACGAAGCUAUCAUCGACUUUGUCCGGGCGCUGAGUGAAGUCAGCUGGCAAGAAAUUCAAUCUUCAGGACAGACCGACUCCCCUCGCACGUACAGUCUGCAAAAGCUGGUGGAGAUCAGUUAUUACAACAUGACGCGAGUCAGGAUCGAGUGGUCGAAGAUUUGGGAAGUCCUUGGACAACAUUUCAACCAUGUCGGGUGCCACUCGAAUACCACCGUGGUCUUUUUUGCCCUCGACUCUCUGCGACAGCUCUCAAUGCGUUUUAUGGAGAUUGAGGAGCUCCCAGGAUUCAAGUUCCAGAAAGACUUCCUCAAGCCGUUUGAGCAUGUCAUGGCCAACAGUAAUGCUGUUACAGUGAAGGACAUGAUUCUCCGAUGCCUCAUACAGAUGAUCCAGGCUCGUGGCGACAACAUUCGCUCGGGAUGGAAAACUAUGUUCGGUGUAUUUACUGUGGCUGCUCGCGAACCUUACGAGGGUAUUGUGAAUAUGGCUUUUGAACAUGUCUCCCAGAUCUACAACACCCGGUUCGGGGUUGUAAUUACGCAGGGUGCUUUCCCCGAUCUUGUCGUGUGCCUCACGGAGUUCUCGAAGAACAUGAGGUUCCAGAAGAAGUCGCUGCAAGCGAUCGAAACAUUGAAAUCGACCGUCACAAAAAUGCUUCGCACCCCUGAAUGCCCCCUUUCCGCUCGUGGAGCAUCCGAAGAGGCGUACGAAGAGGCUACGAAUCUCGCUAAACAACUUAGUCGACAGUCUAAGGAGGAACAGUUCUGGUAUCCAAUUCUGAUCGCCUUCCAAGAUGUGCUGAUGACCGGUGAUGACCUUGAAGUCCGAUCACGGGCGUUGACCUAUCUUUUCGAGACAUUAAUUCGCUAUGGUGGCGACUUCCCUCAAGAGUUCUGGGAUGUUCUUUGGAGACAGCUCCUUUAUCCUAUCUUCGUUGUGCUGCAGUCCAAGUCCGAAAUGUCCAAGGUCCCUAAUCAUGAGGAACUCUCCGUGUGGCUCUCAACCACAAUGAUCCAAGCGCUGAGAAACAUGAUCACCCUCUUUACGCAUUACUUCGAUGCGCUGGAGUACAUGCUCGGACGCAUCUUGGAGCUUCUCACACUGUGCAUUUGCCAAGAAAACGAUACUAUCGCACGCAUUGGUAGCAAUUGCUUGCAACAGUUGAUUUUGCAGAAUGUUAUGAAGUUCAAGCAAGAGCACUGGGCCAAGGUUGUCGGUGCGUUUGUUGAGCUUUUCAGCAAAACAACCGCCUACGAACUCUUCACAGCUGCGGCCACCAUGUCCAAACAGGUGUCGCCGAAAACAGCGAACGGCGAGUCUGCUGAGGAGGGCACCGAAGAAUCUCCUGACGUUUCAUCAACUGCCGAAAAUUUCGCCGAUUCUGCGAAGACGAAUGGCCUGCAGAGUAUGGCCCAGGAGCACGAGGAAGGAGAUAUGCCUACUGCUGCGUCACCAGAACUCGAGGAUUACCGGCCGCAGGCGGACUUGCAACAGCAGCCAGCGGCUGUCACGGUGGCUCGGCGCCGUUAUUUCAACCGCAUCAUAACGAAUUGCGUGCUUCAGCUACUCAUGAUCGAGACCGUUCACGAACUCUUCUCGAAUGAUAAAGUUUAUGCACAAAUCCCCAGCAACGAGCUGCUGCGAUUGAUGGCGCUUCUCAAGAAGAGCUACCAGUUCGCGAAGAAGUUCAAUGAGGACAAGGAGCUUCGCAUGCAGCUUUGGCGUCAAGGAUUCAUGAAGCAGCCACCGAACCUUCUGAAGCAGGAGAGCGGAAGUGCGGCGACUUAUGUCCACAUCCUCUUCCGCAUGUAUCAUGAUGAGCGAGAGGAAAGGAAAAACAGCCGCUCCGAGACAGAGGCUGCCCUCAUUCCUCUUUGUGCCGACAUUAUCCGCAGCUUUGUUCGUCUCGACGAAGACUCGCAACAUCGCAACAUUGUAGCGUGGCGUCCCGUUGUCGUGGAUGUCCUGGAAGGUUAUACCAACUUUCCCUCUGAAGGGUUUGAUAAGCAUGUCGAGACCUUCUAUCCCUUGGCUGUUGACUUGUUAAGUCGUGAUCUGAACCCUGAGAUCCGUAUUGCCCUUCAGUCUCUGCUCCGGAGGAUCGGUGAGGCAAAACUUGGAGUGCCCGCGCAAGCUUCGAGCACUCCACGGGGCUCCGUUUCUCAUCCCCGCAAACAAAGUCUUUGCUUUUUGUUCUGA